UUUCGUUGCGAAUGCAACCUUACAUCUUUUCUCUCCUCGGUAUUUCAGUUCAAGCAAAUGGCGUCGUACAGGUGGAGAUCGUUGCGUCAAAUUACACAAAUCAUGAAUGAAUUCUAAGAGUUGUGGCAUAUUUCUCAUGAAUUAAGAGUAUUGUUAGUUCCGUAUUCAGCAACAAGAAGCAUAUCACAAAAUGAACGAAGUAAGUGGAGGAAAACAAGAUAUACCUAAUACCUCAAGUUGGGAAACCUUGUCAGGGCAAUCGGUAUCUUCGUUGCCAACAAUGCAUCAUCAUCAAACACUACAGCAAGACCCAAAUCCGACAGUAGCACAAGUUAUAGUUCCUACACCUGUUAAGCUUCAACCACCUAUGCUAACGCCGACACCACAAACAAUGAGCACGAUCACUACAAUGAGCACUGUAGCUGAUCACUGCCCACAACUUGGUCAUAUGCAACAACCACCUCUGAUAACUCAGAAUGCACCGCCGGGAGGCUUUCCAGAGCUUGAAUUAUCACCAGAACUUCAACAGCAAGGUUGGAAGAAAUUUUGGAGUAAAAGAGAAAAUCGACCAUACUUUUGGAAUAAGUUGACCGGAGAAUCUUUGUGGGUGGUACCUUCUUUAAAACCUCAGUUUGAUCCAAUCACGGACCCGCUUGGUAUUUGUGGUGUACCACCUGUACCAGGAAACGGAGCCAUUCCAGCUGGUACUCCAGGUGGAACAUUAAAACGCAGAGCGUCAGAAGACGGAGCAGUUCCGCCGGUAAAGAAAUUUGUACUGGCGGGUCCGUGGGAUUUAGAGAUACCUACGAAUAUUAUAAUAUACGAGAGGGCGCCAUCGAAUUUGCCGCAUGUCCAUCCCGAGGCGGAAGCAUUACGAUGCGCUUUGUUGGCGAAAUUACGGCAAUGUUACCAGGAAUUGUGUCAUACGCGCGAAUCUAUAGACGCACCGAAGGAUUCCUUCAACAGGUGGCUGAUGGAACGAAAGGUGAUCGAUUGCGGUUCGGAUCCGCUACUACCGAGUCAAUGCUUCCCUGAAAUCUCGAUGUCCAUGUAUCGCGAGAUCAUGAACGAUAUUCCCAUCAAAUUGGUGAGGCCCAAGUUCACAGGCGACGCGAGAAAACAGUUGUCACGCUACGCCGAAGCCGCGAAAAAGAUGAUCGAGUCAAGAGCAGCAUCAUCCGAGAGCCGGAAGGUAGUCAAGUGGAACGCCGAAGACACUUUUCAAUGGUUGAGACGAACGGUCGGUGCGACGUUUGACGAUUUUCAAGACAGGCUCGCCCAUCUCAAACGACAAUGUCAGCCGCAUCUCACGGAAACCGUUAAAGCCAGCGUUGAGGGUAUAUGUCUAAAGAUUUAUCAUCUUUCUACGGAAUACGCGAAGAAAGUGAAAGAUAAGAACAACCAGAUCCUCAAGGAUAAUGGUCUAGGAGACGUCAUACCGUUAGGUGGACCAGCCAGCACACAGAGAAAAGUUUGGUGUUAUCCAGUACAGUUCUCCCUUCCUACACCAAGACUUCCGCAAGCAGAUUACCUACCUGAACGUGAGCAAACAAUGCUGCGCUUUCACGGUGAUACUAUGUGUAUAAACAACAUACACCUCACCAAGCUGGAACAUUUGUAUAGGUACAACUGUUUCGACGACAAAAAGUUCGAAAUGUUUUUGCCACGCGUGUGGUGCAUGCUAAAACGUUAUCAAACGUAUCUAGGAAUCAAUGAGGGCCAAGCCACUCAGAUGGCCCUCCCCGUCACUGUCCUCGAAUGUCUUCAAAGAUCGUUUGGCGUAACGUUCGAGUGUUUCGCUUCGCCUUUAAACUGUUAUUUCCGCCAGUACUGCUCGGCGUUCGCUGAUACGGACUCGUAUUUCGGGUCGAGGGGGCCGUUUUUGGAUUUUAGGCCGGUCAGCGGGUCGUUUCAAGCGAAUCCACCGUAUUGCGAAGAACUCAUGGAAGCUAUGGUCAAUCACUUCGAACGUCUCUUAGCCGAUUCGGCUGAACCUUUGUCGUUCGUGGUUUUCUUACCGGAGUGGCGGGAUCCGGCACCCAACGCGCUUAUCAAACUCGAGGGGAGUCACUUCAAACGCAAGCAAGUAGUGGUGCCCGCAAUGGAGCACGAAUACAGACACGGAUUUCAGCAUAUUCUUCCAAAAGGAGAAGUCAACAUCAGAGCAGCGCACGGCACGCUAGUUGUAUGGUUGCAAAACCCAGCUGGCGCUGCACGAUGGGGACCUACAGAGGAGCGAGUUGAGGCCUUACUGGAAGCGUGGCGACCCGGUCGGGAACGAGAGCGAGACAGACAGGAGCUCCUUUCUCCGUCGAGGCAAACGCAUCAGCUGAUACCAUCAACGCCAGUGCCUGUACCGACGACGCCGACCACGCCAACAAUUGUGCCACCAGUGCAAACAUUACCCACUCAUCCCAUAUAAUUGUUGAGUGAUCUUCGAGAAGAGGAGAAACACGUAUAAAUAGUCUCACAAAUAAAUUCAAAAAAUCAAGAAAAAGAGGUACGAAAUUUAUACCUUGUAAAAUAACAAACAUUCUCAUGGAGGAGAGAUUCGUUUUAUACUUUAUUAGUGACUAUGACAUUGAGAUAAAGUGUAAAAGUAGAAGAGACAUUAGAUGGUCAUGUAUGGAGAAAUUGCACAAUUGAAACACAUAGGAACACGUAUGAAUAUUACUUGCCAGCAACAGUUUUAUGCUGAUGACAAGAUCCAUUGUGAUGUCCUUUAUGUUUUUCAAACGAUCUCGUAGAAAUCGUUUUUAUUGAUAAUCGAUGCUUGAUCAUUCGGCCUCCUCGUUCUAUAUUGAAACGGAAUCAGAUUCCGUUGUCUACGUUAACAAAUAGCGAAAUUACUAUAGGAAAUACAUUGAAAAAUAUGCAUCUAAUUACAUCUUCUAUAUAUAAAAAGAGUUUAGUUAUUAACACAAACACGAGCACACGUUGCAGAAAGUCUAAAUUUGUCAGUUUAGACAGUUAAUUGUUGUCAGAAACUGCGUUAGACUUUGUGACACAUGAUGCUGUGAACAUUAAAUAUACUUGCUAUGCAAGAUAAAAUUGGCACUAUUACAAAUGUCAAAAGAAAUUUAAUCUAUACAAAUAACAAAUGUACAAGCGUAUGUGUAUGUGUGUAUGUGUGCAGGUAUGGCAGUAGGCAUAUGCAUUGCCUAGAAAUCUGUUCGUUUGUUGUUGAGAGGAAAACUUUUAUCGGAAAAUUUUGGAAUAACAUCAUUGCAUUUUUAACCAUGACAAUCUUUUUUUUUUUUAAUAUAGAAGACUACGUGAAGGAAGGAAGGAGAAAGAGGUAGCUGUGCAUUUUAUUUUAAAUAAUUUUAUCGGUGCAAUAUAUCAAUCUUAUAUCGAUCUGUAUCUGAGAUCUAUAAUAUACAGGUCAAAUUUCCCCAAGAAAAAUACAUGUUUUUAUCGUUUAAUGAAUAUACUUAUCAUGUAUGAAGAAAAUAUUCUUUAUACGCAAUUAUGUUUAUAUAUUAUUUUAUUCUGAUAAAUAGACAUUGAAUUUAUUCGAUAAUAUGUUUGAUAUAAUCUUUUAUACAGAUUUUUCAGAUAGACUUUACGAAGUUCUCGAUAUACAAAUAAUUGAAAUGGAACAAUUGGAUGGCCAUUAAAGGAAUACAUUAUAAAUUUUCACAAUCUUUUUCACAUCAAGCAUAUCUAUAUUGAACAUAGCGUAUAUUGGAAGAAUAGAUAGAUCACAUAGAAACGAAUAGGUAUGAAAUAACAAAAUUACGCGCACAUUCAUAAGUAAUAUAUCGGAGAUCACAUAUACGUGUACGUUACUGAAUUGAUUUUAUUAAAAAAUAUUCGUGGUCCCCGCACAGUCUUUUACAUAAACGAUUUGAGUCGACAUGGUGACCACUUCUCAUAAAAGAAAAGAAACGAUAUUUACAUCUCUUAUAAAUUUUGUAUAUUUUUAUUAAGAAAGUACAUGUGUGCUUAGAUGCGCGCAGAUGUACGCUAAAGAGAAGUAGAAUGUGUGUACAUACACAUGUGCAUAUAGGCGCACACAUGCCCAUGCGCGUGCGUGUGUAUAGCCAUCUUUAGAGCAUACGUAUAUUUAUAUAUAUAGUAUAUAUAAUAUACAUAUAUAUAUAUGCUUACGCAAUUGAUAGUAAGUAAGACAAUACGUAACAUGUAAGUUAAGUUUUGUGAGAUAUUAUAUUGUUUUACAGACAGCAAAAAUGAUUUAAGUAUCCGUGAUUAGGUUGUAUUACAGCUUAAUAGUAAACAAAUUUUCUUGUAAAUCUUUAUAUUCAGUAAAUAGUAUAUGUUCCACCGGGAAAAUUACAUUUUUCUAUGUUUAAUCAUUCUAUUAGAUUAAAAGUCAAUCUUAUCACAGCUUUUUGUUAUAAAUAUAAUUAUACUUAUUUUAGGACAUGAGAUGAAUAUUGCUUUUCGCCACGCUUUCUAUUUUGCGCGACGAACACUUGCGAUUUUCUUCUUUUUCGGCCGUAAUUAUUUUCUCUAAUUGUCUCAUUAAUUUUACUUGAGUCUGCUAUAAUUCAAGACGGCAUCUAACAUAGUGCUUACUGUACAAACGUAAUCUUAGAAUGCGACACGGCAAAAUGUUAUAUCUUCUAAGAGGAAAUUUAAAUAAAGUUAACGUGAAGAAUUUAUAAAAAUUUAGAGAUUAAGAAUUCAGUACGGAUGUUGUGAAAGUGGAUACCAUUAUACAGAAAAACAAAAUUUGUAAUUUGCAGCAAUUAUCAAUGAUUUAUUGUAUAUUGCUUUGUGUUCAUAGGGAAAUUACAUUUUCGGUGUUACAGGAUGAUUCAAGAACCGAGGUGAUGUUUUUUAGUAAUACGUGAGCUUCGUCAUUUCUACACAUUAAAGUGUACAUAGACAGGUCCUGCGCAUCUAUGACAAAAUUUUCCAAUACAUUUUUUAAUGCCCGCAAGUCAAACAGACAAUGAUUACGUCCAAGAAGAUACUUAUUGAAGCUUAUAACUUGACUUUUUUUGACCAUAGCAUGUAGACGAUUCUUAGCAAUAAACAUUAUAAAUUCGA
Molecule: messenger RNA, 5019 nt
Organism: Odontomachus brunneus
Lineage: Eukaryota; Metazoa; Arthropoda; Insecta; Hymenoptera; Formicidae
Gene: Pcif1
Product: mRNA (2'-O-methyladenosine-N(6)-)-methyltransferase
Exons: 6
Coding region: 191-2422 (743 amino acids)
Cellular component (GO): nucleus
Molecular function (GO): RNA polymerase II C-terminal domain binding; mRNA (2'-O-methyladenosine-N6-)-methyltransferase activity
Source: RefSeq, a predicted model, not a curated record